AAAAAAAAAAGAAGAAGAAGAAUUGUAUGCCCUUGGCCUUAAACAUUGCCGAGUCUUUGGUCUUCUAUUUCCUGUUCCUUUUCCUGCCCUGGAGAGAAGAAGAAAGAGAAGAAGAAAGAGAAGAGGAGAGAAGGAAGAAAUAAACGCUGAUUGAAUCAAGAUUCCAUUUUUAUAUUGCCAAUCCAAUCCAUCCCCACUAAGCUUUCAGUGACUCAUGCAUGGCCUUUCCUGAGUGAUGUGGCAUAAAUGGAAGGAAAAGUUCUCGCAAAAGUUGUCCGACUAUAUCAAACCUUUGCUGGGGAUUGAUUGACUUACUUGUCUUCAUUGGUGAACAUGAGACCUUCGCCUCGUCCAAUUAUAUGCUAUAGGCCUUUACGACCAUCCGACCUUGAGAUUUUAGAAAAAAUUCAUGGUGAUUUAUUUCCAAUUAGGUAUGAGUCUGAGUUUUUCAAGAACGUAGUCAAUGGCUGUGAUAUUGUAUCCUGGGCAGCCGUUGAUCGCAGUCAACCAAGUGACCAAGGUGAUGAACUUGUUGGGUUUGUAACCGCGCGAGUCGUUCUUGCAAAAGAAAGUGAGAUUGGGGAUAUGCUUAGUUAUGACUCGUCAAGAUCAGAUCAAACGUUGGUCUACAUUUUAACAUUGGGAGUUGUAGAAACCUACAGAAAUCUCGGCAUAGCUUCUUCACUGAUCCGUGAGGUCAUAAAAUACGCCUCAAGUAUCCCGACCUGCCGCGCCGCCUACUUGCAUGUCAUUUCUUACAAUAAUCCUGCUAUCCGUUUGUACAGCAAAAUGUCAUUUAAGUGUGUGCGGAGACUUCAAGGUUUCUACUUGAUCAAUGGUCAGCACUACGAUUCGUAUCUGUUUAUUUAUUAUGUAAAUGGUUGUCGACCUCCCUGCUCACCACUAGAGCUUGUCACUGCUGUGCUGAGAUACAUGAGGAAUGCUUUCAAGUCGAUGUCAGCACGACUGCGGAGGAACGAGGAUAGGAAGGUCCUGAAAUGGGCGAAAUGUAGAGAAGCCCGCAGUCUUAUAUCGACAAAUCAAAGCAGGAGAAACAUGGCAGCUGAGUGUACAGGUUGUGAGUGUGUUUGAUUGUUAAUUUUAUUGGAAGACAAGGAACAAAAGAAAAGGCUCGUAGGUUAUAUAAAGUGUUGUAAAAUCCCUUAUCUUAGCGUUCCUUUUAGCCUUUGAAAUAAUGUCUCAACUAAUAAAAAGUCUGAUUUUGACUAUAAAGUAUUAGAGUUAUAUUCA
Messenger RNA from Morus notabilis, 1251 nucleotides. RefSeq names its product histone acetyltransferase MCC1. NCBI's taxonomy places the organism in Eukaryota, Viridiplantae, Streptophyta, Magnoliopsida, Rosales, Moraceae. The record is from RefSeq and is a predicted model, not a curated record. Gene Ontology annotation, cellular component: Golgi membrane. The transcript is spliced from 6 exons. The coding region runs from base 334 to 1092 and encodes 252 amino acids. Gene Ontology annotation, biological process: N-terminal peptidyl-methionine acetylation. Gene Ontology annotation, molecular function: histone acetyltransferase activity; protein-N-terminal amino-acid acetyltransferase activity.